This is a messenger RNA of Colletotrichum karsti, 1029 nucleotides long. RefSeq lists its product as uncharacterized. The record is from RefSeq and is a predicted model, not a curated record. The transcript is spliced from 2 exons. NCBI's taxonomy places the organism in Eukaryota, Fungi, Ascomycota, Sordariomycetes, Glomerellales, Glomerellaceae.
CUGAACGCCACUCCCAUGAUGUUCGGUGUUCAGCAGUAUCCAAUCCCCGACAUGACCCGGAAGAGGGGACGGGAGGACGACGAUGACAUGAUGAAUGGCACACUCAGCUUCGGCGAGCACAGAAACAAACGUCUCCAAUGUCUCCCCCUCCGAACCUCGCCCAAUUCGAAGCGCUGCUUUGCGCCCGUCAUGCCCCUCAACGCCGUCCCUUGCACACUUACACCCGGCGAUUCCGACUCGGAGGAGCAGCCCAAGUCGCACUUCUCGCCCUGGUCCUCCUCACCCGCCCAGGGCUCUUGCCAGCCCUCGCCGUUCCAGCAGACCGAUCAUGACAUGGACAUGAUGGACACAAUGUCACCGCCCCCCGUUCCCCAAGUCCACGCCCGUCCCGAUCCGGCCUCGUCUGUCAACGGUCGCAUGCCCACUCCCAUCCAACCCAACUUCGCCGCUCAGGUUCGGGGUGGCGCCUGGGGCGGACCGGGACCCGCAGUCAGCCAUCUCAACGGCGUCGUCAAUAUGGGCCACAUGCACGCCGGCUUCGGCUCUGCCGAGUCCCGCAGCAUCCCCCGCUCCAUGGAUGCCGGUGACGACUGGCACGCCGUGCAGAACCGUCGUCUGCCUUCUCCCAUCAGCGAAGGAGAGGACUCAACUAGUCACGUCGGCAGCGCGAGCUUGAGUCCCCCGGGUAUGAUUCUCGACAAUGGUUUCUCGUCCAACCUCGCCAUGCGUCUGGAGCAGUCAUCCCUGGAUGGUAGUCACGACAUGGACAUGAUGGGUAUCGAAGAUCACGCCGGUCACAUGGGCGAGGAGCCCGUCACCACAACCAUCGACGCACACCCCACAGAGACGACGUCAGCUCCCGCAACACCGUCGCCUGGACGCAAGGGACACAUCCGGUCUAGGCACACCGUCAACCACUGGACCUGGCAGCCGGGAAUGAGAAAGAGCUUCAGCAUAGGAUACCGAGCCGACUGCGAGAAGUGCCGUCUCAAGGUUCCGGGCCACUUCAAUCAUAUCAUCGUCUCAUAG